This is a messenger RNA of Macroventuria anomochaeta, 836 nucleotides long. RefSeq lists its product as uncharacterized. Lineage: Eukaryota; Fungi; Ascomycota; Dothideomycetes; Pleosporales; Didymellaceae. The record is from RefSeq and is a predicted model, not a curated record. The coding region runs from base 48 to 575 and encodes 175 amino acids. The transcript has a single exon.
UCUAAGCUUCGUCGCUCCUACAACCCUCUCGUCGAAACCUACCAAAAAUGGCCACCCAAGCUCGCAACUUCUUCCAACGCUUUCCGCCGGCAGAGUGCCUUGCGUUAUUCAUCGCAACCCUUGAGCUCGUGCCUUUCGGUAUCGCAGGUCUGAGCAACCCGUCCACAUUUGCCGAUGGCUAUGGCCUGCCUAUACAGACAAGUUCGGGUACAUCAUCAGGUUCGACCAAGCGAAGCGCCGACGGCCUUUUCACGGAAUCAGCAACAGAGUCUUCAUCAACAUCAUCACGCUCCUUUGAAGAAGACCAGAAGACCAAGAAGGCAUUGGUAGCCGCUAUUGCGGCGCGCAAUAUACAGAACGGCGUCUUGCUCUUCACCUUUGGUCUGAUAUUGAGGGAUCGAAGAAGUCUAGGAGUGGCAGUUGCGGCGGGCCUGGUCGCCACUCUUGCUGACACAGUAAUCGUUAAUGCCUAUGGUGCAAAAGAUAAAGUCGCUGGUCAUUACGUCGGUAUCUUCAAUAGCUUGGCAAUCGGUGGUAGCUUGUUGUACUGGGGACGCAACGACCCAUUGUGGUAAGCGGCGGCAUCACAAUGGACAUCUGCAAGAGAAGCUGGGGGGUAUCUCAUCGAGAGGAUCAUUCAACUGCAAUACGUUUCCUGAGAAAACGAACCCGGAAACUCGGAGAGACAGAAUCUUAACUUUCCAAGAUGUCAAUACAGGUAUCAGUUCUGAAUCGGGACUGGCGUUGCACAGCCACAUAUGGGAUCCGAUGUAAGGCAACAAUCUACUUUUCACGCAAAACGCAUCACCUUCAACAGUACAUGAUUUCUUGAUCUC